CGCUGCCCAGGAUGCGGACCGCUGUGCUCGUGUGCUGCUGCGUGUUUGCGCUGAAAUGUCUCCAGAGCACGAGCUGUCUGCCGGUGAGGGGGUCCGCCAGGUACAAGGUGGCAUCGGUGUCUGAGAAGUACUCAGAGCUGAAGAAGAGAGCGAGGCCUCCUCAUCCUCAGGAUUUAGUCAAACAUGUGAGUUUACCCACAAACACGUCCAACACCUGGAACCGGCCUCGCUGUGGCGUACCGGACUACCCCGCCCAGAGGGAGGUUCUUUAUCGAGGACAACACCGCCAGAGGCGCUUCGUCCUGUACGGAGGGCGUUUGGAGAAGACCGACCUCACCUACAGGAUCGUCCGGUUCCCCUGGCAGAUGGGCGAGGAAAAGGUUCGCCGUGUCUUCCGGGAAGCACUGAAGAUCUGGAGUGAUGUGACCCCGCUCACCUUUACAGAAGUGCACAGUGGGAAAGCUGACAUCCGCAUCGACUUCACCAGGUACUGGCAUGGAGACAACCUCCCCUUUGACGGCCCGGGUGGGAUCCUCGCUCACGCCUUCUUCCCCAAAACACACCGACAAGGGGACAUCCACUUCGACUACGACGAGUCCUGGACACUCGGGAACCACAUGGGUACGGACCUCCUGCAGGUCGCUGCUCAUGAGUUCGGGCACGUCCUCGGCCUGCAGCACUCCAGAGAGCCGGGGGCCAUCAUGUCCGCAUACUACUCCUUCUCCUACCCGCUGAGGCUGAGCGAGGACGACAAACAAGGCAUCCAGUACCUGUACGGAGCUCACCCUAAGGUGCUGCCCUCACCCCCUCCCCCGCCUCCUCCCCCGUCCAACCCAGAGACCAACGAGAUCAUCACGAAUCCCGACGCCUGCCAGACGGACUUUGAUGCCGUGUCCAUGAUCCGGGGGGAGCUGUUCUUCUUUAAGUCGGGCUACGUGUGGAGGAUCAGGGACGGGCAUCUGGAGAGCGGUUACCCGGCGCUGGCGUCCCGUCACUGGAGGGGGAUUCCCGACAACAUCGACGCCGCCUUUGAAGACAAGUCAGGAAAUAUCUGGUUCUUUCAAGGUGAGAACUACUGGGUGUUCGAUGCAGAGCGUCAGAUCAGAGGGCCCGAGUCCAUCAGGACUUUAGGUCUGUCCGUCUCAGGGAUCCAGGCGGCUCUUCGCUGGGGUCACGACUCCAACUACAACACCUACUUCUUCAAGUCGGGCAGCUACUGGAGGUUCAGCCCCCGAGAGAACCGCGUCGAGUCGGUGUACCCGCGCAGCAUGCAGGACUGGAGAGGGAUCCCGGACGACGUGGACGCCACCUUCAGGGACAUCUACGGAUACGCUCACUUCAUCCGAGGUCGACAGUACUGGAAGUUCGAUCCGGUGGGGAUGAACUCGUUGGAGGGUUACCCUCGAUACGUGGGCGUGGACUUUUUCGGCUGUAGAAACGUUUAAACUCUGGACUGACAGAAUCAGAGGAACUGAUUUUAAAAUGAAGAGGAGACGUUCAUAUUUUCAUCCAACAGACUCCAGAGGACAAAGAC
This is a messenger RNA of Cheilinus undulatus (humphead wrasse), 1534 nucleotides long. It is a transcript of the gene mmp11a, whose product is annotated as matrix metallopeptidase 11a. Gene Ontology annotation, biological process: extracellular matrix organization; proteolysis; collagen catabolic process. The record is from RefSeq and is a predicted model, not a curated record. The transcript is spliced from 8 exons. Gene Ontology annotation, molecular function: zinc ion binding; metalloendopeptidase activity. Gene Ontology annotation, cellular component: extracellular matrix. Lineage: Eukaryota; Metazoa; Chordata; Actinopteri; Labriformes; Labridae. Bases 12 to 1445 code for a protein of 477 amino acids.